UCUCUGGAAGGGGGUUGGAUUUGCGCGCCUCGGCGGGGCGGUGAGGCGGAGGCGGACGGAGUCUGAGCCCGGGCGGCGCGCAGCGGAGCCGGGCGGGGCGGAGCAGCCGCAGCGCAGCAUCGACAUGGAGCUGGAGAACAUCGUGGCCAACACGGUGCUGCUGAAAGCCCGGGAAGGAGGCGGCGGCGCCCGGAAAGGAAAGAGCAGGAAGUGGAAGCAGAUGCUGCAGUUUCCCCACAUCAGCCUGUGUGAGGAGCUGCGCCAGACCACAGAGAGGGACUACAGCAGCCUGUGUGAGCGGCAGCCAAUCGGACGGCUGCUCUUCAGAAACUUCUGUGAAACUCGAGACGACCUGAGAGCCUGCAUCCACUUCCUGGACGCCGCGGCUGAGUAUGAAGUGUCUCCAGACGACCAGAGGGGGCGCUGUGGUCAGGAGAUCCUCCACAGAUACUUCAACCCAAAGUCGGAGGACUUCGUCCCGCAGCUGGAGGCGUCCGCGGUGGAGCAGUGUGCGGCGCGGCUCCGGGACGGCGCCGGGAAGGACGUGUUCCAGGACUGCACCAAGCUGGUCCACGAGUUCCUGCAGGUGGCGCCGCUGGCGGACUUCCUGGACAGCGUCUUCUACAGCCGCUUCCUGCAGUGGAAGUGGCUGGAGAGGUGAGCAGGCUCCGCCCCCGGGCCCGCUUCUGGUCCUGGGUCUGGCUCCGAUCCGGAUCCUUCCCCGGGUCUGUGGCUUCAGAGUGAGGAGAACGUUCCCAGUGUGAGAACCCCUCUGUCGUUAUCUAGAACCAUGAAGAGAACCCCCUCCGUUAUCUAGAACCAUGAAGAGAACCCCCUCUGUCGUUAUCUAGAACCAUGAAGAGAAUCC
Messenger RNA from Salarias fasciatus (jewelled blenny), 868 nucleotides. Its product is annotated as G protein-coupled receptor kinase 6-like. NCBI's taxonomy places the organism in Eukaryota, Metazoa, Chordata, Actinopteri, Blenniiformes, Blenniidae. Gene Ontology annotation, cellular component: cytoplasm. Gene Ontology annotation, molecular function: G protein-coupled receptor kinase activity. The record is from RefSeq and is a predicted model, not a curated record. Bases 125 to 661 code for a protein of 178 amino acids. Gene Ontology annotation, biological process: protein phosphorylation; regulation of signal transduction. The transcript has 6 exons.